Messenger RNA from Physcomitrium patens, 2249 nucleotides. RefSeq names its product T-complex protein 1 subunit gamma. Gene Ontology annotation, molecular function: ATP binding; ATP-dependent protein folding chaperone; ATP hydrolysis activity. Gene Ontology annotation, biological process: protein folding. The record is from RefSeq and is a predicted model, not a curated record. Lineage: Eukaryota; Viridiplantae; Streptophyta; Bryopsida; Funariales; Funariaceae.
AAGUUAUUUGUUGCUCUGCCUCCGUUAAGCUGCUGCCUAAACCCUAUUUUCUCAUUUAGCUCGCCAGUCAAGCUCAAGCUGCGUAGUUGCGAUCGAUCGUUGCCCCUUCUCCACUCCGGCUUCGUAGCGUUCCAGUACAGUCUGCUUCGUCACAAUGCAGGCCCCCGUGCUGGUUCUCAAUGAGUCCACAAAGAGGGAGACGGGAGGUCGGGUUCAUCGCGCCAAUAUUCAAGCCUCGAAGGCCGUUGCAGAUAUCAUUCGAACAACCCUGGGACCUAGGUCUAUGUUAAAGAUGCUCCUCGAUGCUAGUGGAGGAAUCGUACUCACUAAUGAUGGAAAUGCAAUUUUAAGAGAGCUUGAUGUGUCGCAUCCUGCUGCUAAGUCCAUGAUAGAACUCAGUCGUACGCAAGAUGAAGAGGUUGGUGAUGGAACUACGUCAGUGAUUAUUUUAGCUGGUGAGAUGCUCUACGUCGCUGAACAGUUUCUUGAUAGGCAGUUCCACCCCACUGUCAUAUGCCGAGCUUAUACUAAGGCUCUGGAGGAUGCUGUUGCUGCUUUGAAAGAUAUUGCAUUCGACAUUGAUGUCACCGACCGUUCGAUGAUGCUGAAUAUUGUGAGGAGUUGUAUUGGAACAAAGUUCACUAGUCGUUUCGGAACUCUCAUUGCCGACUUGGCAAUUGAUUCAGUGAGCACUAUAUCCAUUGACUUGGGGAAUGGUCUCCGAGAGGUUGACAUCAAGAAAUACAUCAAGGUCGAAAAGAUCCCUGGAGGACAGUUGGAGGACUCACAAGUGCUCAAGGGAGUCAUGUUUAACAAAGAUGUGGUCUCGCCAGGAAAAAUGCGACGGAAGAUUCUAAACCCUCGUAUCAUACUUUUGGAUUCUCCACUGGAAUACAAGAAAGGAGAAAAUCAGACCAAUGCAGAGAUUAUGAAAGAAGAGGACUGGGCUACUUUACUGCGAAUGGAAGAAGAGUAUAUUGAGCAGCUGUGUAUUCAAAUAAUCAAGUUUAAGCCUGAUUUGGUUAUUACUGAGAAAGGAUUGAGUGAUCUGGCUUCACAUUAUCUCAGCAAGGCAGGCAUCAGCGCAAUUCGUAGGUUAAGGAAGACUGACAACAACCGUAUUGCCCGUGCUUGUGGAGCCACUAUUGUAAAUCGGCCAGAGGAGCUACAUGAGAGUGACGUCGGUACUCGUUGUGGCCUUUUCGAGGUUAAAAAGAUUGGAGAUGAAUACUUCUCUUUCAUUGUUGAUUGCAAGGAACCAAAGGCUUGUACAGUAUUGCUAAGAGGGCCGAGCAAGGAUCUUCUGAAUGAGGUGGAGCGCAACUUAGCGGAUGCCAUGGGGGUAGCUCGCAAUGUUCUUAAGGACGCGAAAUUAGUCCCCGGUGGAGGAGCCUCAGAAAUGGCUGUUUCUUCUAUAUUGAAGAAAAAGAGCAUGUCAAUUGAAGGUGUCGAGCAGUGGCCUUACAGGGCAGUGGUACAAGCUCUUGAAGUUAUUCCUCGAACUCUAGCUCAAAAUUGCGGUGUCAAUGUGAUCCGUACCAUGACCGCCCUUCAAGCUAAGCAUGCUAAUGGCGAAAAUCCUAUGGUCGGCAUCGAUGGCAACACUGGAGAAAUCACCGACAUGAAAGAGCUUGGAGUUUGGGACUCGUACGGAGUGAAGCUACAGACUUUCAAAACAGCAAUCGAAGCUGCCUGCAUGAUUUUGAGAAUUGAUGACAUUGUCAGUGGUAUCAAGAAGAAGCAAGCUCCUGGAUCCGGACCCAAGCAGCCGGUAACAUCAACUGGAGAAGAUGUUGACAGUGAGCAAAUGAUUCCGGAGUAGGUAGAUAUGGUUGCAUCUAAAAGUACACUAGAGGUUUCUGUUAUGCCAUUAGAUUGAUUUACAUGGAUCAGCAACACCAAGAAUUAACUGUUGGCUCAUCCAAAUCAGUAUGUUAGGGGCUGCUAUCUCUCACGUCAAUGCUGGUUACAAGAGGGCUAGUUUUCAAGGAUGGAACUUCCACCACCCCUUUUUUGCUUAGAGUGCUCUGUACAUUCUUUUUAGAGACCUUCAUAUGGAGCAAGGAAAGCGGUGGAUGAUAAACGUUAAAGGCGGUAUGCAGGGCUUCCUUUUCAUCAGCCAUAGCAGGAAUUUAAAUUUUUUGUCAGGGAGCUGGCUCGAAUUUUCAGAGUACUGUAUUUAAUGUGUGGAAGGGGACUUUUUCGAAUUCAUCUGAUGCCAAAGAGAUAACUUGUUUUGCCCAGGUUAA